Molecule: messenger RNA, 3146 nt
Organism: Momordica charantia (bitter melon)
Lineage: Eukaryota; Viridiplantae; Streptophyta; Magnoliopsida; Cucurbitales; Cucurbitaceae
Product: alpha-1,4 glucan phosphorylase L-2 isozyme, chloroplastic/amyloplastic
Biological process (GO): glycogen catabolic process
Cellular component (GO): cytoplasm
Molecular function (GO): glycogen phosphorylase activity; pyridoxal phosphate binding
Source: RefSeq, a predicted model, not a curated record
GGCCACCGUCUCCCGCGCUUCCAACGUGCAUUACGUAGAAACCACGGGCCAUAAUCUUCGUCCUCCUCAGAAACACAGCAAUGGCGGCAUUGCGAUUAUCAUGGGCCUGCGCUCAUUCUAAUCCAGAUUCAAAGUCCAAAUUCGUUUCCAGCUUCACUUCAGAGUCCAGUUUUCGGACCAAUUGGACGAGGCUUCUGUUGCUUAGAACCUCGGUCUCAAGUUCUGCAAGAAGGAAAUCGUGCAUGAGGAACGUAGUCAGCGAUCAACAGAAGGAACUAAACGAGCCGGUUAACGGAGAAGUUGUAGGCGGCUUCAAUAGCUUGCUUCUGGAUUCGGCAUCCGUUGCCGCGAGUAUUAAAUACCAUUCGGAGUUCACGCCUUCUUUCUCUCCGGAGGGCUUUGAGCUUUCUAAGGCAUUCUAUGCAACUGCUGAAAGUGUUCGUGAUAUGCUUAUCAUCAAUUGGAAUGCUACGUAUGAAUACUAUGAAAAGAUGAAUGUGAAGCAAGCCUACUAUUUGUCUAUGGAGUUUCUACAGGGUAGAGCAUUGCUAAAUGCAAUCGGAAAUUUAGAGCUCUCUGGAGCUUAUGCAGAUGCUUUAAGAAUGUUGGGAUGUGAUCUCGAGGAUGUAGCAAGGCAGGAGUCGGAUGCUGCAUUAGGAAAUGGAGGAUUAGGGCGGCUUGCUUCCUGCUUUCUGGAUUCCCUGGCAACCCUAAACUAUCCUGCAUGGGGCUAUGGGCUCAGAUACAAGUAUGGUUUGUUCAAACAGCUCAUUACAAAGGAUGGGCAGGAGGAAGUUGCUGAAAAUUGGCUAGAGAUGGGUAAUCCCUGGGAAAUUGCAAGAAAUGACGUCUUCUAUCCUGUGAAAUUCUAUGGUGAAGUAAUUUCAGGCGCAGAUGGAAGUAAGCAAUGGGUUGGAGGAGAAGAUGUAACUGCUGUUGCCUAUGAUGUCCCAAUACCAGGUUAUAAAACUAAAAACACCAUAAACCUCCGUCUGUGGUCCACAAAAGUUGCUCCGGAACAAUUUAAUUUAAGUUAUUUCAAUGUUGGAGAUCAUGCCAGUGCAUAUGCAGCCAUAAAGAAAGCUGAGAAGAAAAUUCUUACACUCCCCUGCAAGAUCUGCUACAUAUUGUACCCCGGAGAUGAGUCACUGGAGGGAAAGACUCUUAGAUUGAAACAACAAUACACAUUGUGCUCUGCUUCCCUUCAAGAUAUUGUUGCACGUUUUGAAAGGAGAUCUGGAGAGCCUGUGGACUGGCAAAAUUUUCCAGAAAAGGUUGCCGUACAGAUGAAUGAUACGCACCCUACACUUUGCAUCCCGGAGCUGAUAAGAAUAUUGAUGGAUGUGAAAGGGUUGAGCUGGAAAGAAGCUUGGGACAUCACUCGAAGAACUGUUGCGUACACAAAUCAUACUGUUCUGCCCGAGGCGCUGGAAAAAUGGAGUUUCCCUCUCAUGCAAGAAUUGCUUCCUCGACAUGUUGAGAUAAUUGAAAUGAUUGAUGAGGAGCUUAUCCACUCCAUAGUUGCUCAGUACGGUACAAAAGACCUUGAGUUGUUGAAACAAAAACUGAAGCAAAUGAGAAUUCUAGAAAAUUUUGAAUUACCAGACUCGGUCAUGGAAAUGCUAGUAAAGUCAACGGAGGAGUCUGCAAUCGAUCUCGUUGAGGAAGCUGAAAAUGUGGACGACGAAUUGUUACCUAGUGAAGAAGGAGAUGAAUCUGAAGACAAAAAUAUUGAAAAGAAAACAGAGGUUUCGUUUGGAGUUGAUCCAAAGCAUCCAAGAUUGAUUCGAAUGGCUAAUUUAUCUGUUGUUGGUGGAUAUGCUGUAAAUGGUGUUGCAGAAAUCCAUAGUGAAAUUGUUAGAACCGAAGUUUUCAGCGACUUCUAUGAGUUGUGGCCUGAGAAAUUUCAAAACAAAACAAAUGGGGUGACACCGAGAAGAUGGAUUCGUUUUUGCAAUCCGGACCUGAGUACAAUCAUCACAAAGUGGACUGGAACAGAGCAAUGGGUGACAGAUACUGAGAAACUGGCAAUACUUAGAAAGUUUGCUGAUAACGAGGAUCUCCAGUCCAUGUGGAAGGAAGCUAAAAGAAUAAACAAAUUGAAAGUUGUCUCUUUCCUUAAAGAAAAAACUGGCUACUUAGUCAGCCCUGAUGCUAUGUUUGACGUUCAGGUAAAACGCAUCCACGAAUACAAGCGGCAGUUGUUGAACAUCAUGGGGAUCGUCUAUCGUUAUAAACAAAUGAAAGAAAUGAAUAUCGAGGAAGGAAAAGCCAAGUUUGUUCCUCGAGUCUGUAUAUUUGGUGGGAAAGCAUUUGCUACGUAUGUCCAAGCAAAAAGAAUUGUAAAAUUCAUCACUGAUGUUGGAGCUACCGUCAAUAACGAUCCUGAUAUAGGAGACCUUUUGAAGGUAGUCUUUGUUCCAGAUUAUAACGUGAGUGUAGCAGAAGUGCUCAUUCCUGGCAGUGAUCUAUCCCAGCAUAUUAGCACGGCUGGAAUGGAGGCCAGUGGAACCAGCAACAUGAAGUUUGCGAUGAAUGGCUGCAUACUAAUUGGAACAUUAGAUGGAGCAAAUGUGGAGAUAAGAGAAGAGGUUGGAGAAGAUAACUUUUUCCUUUUUGGUGCAAGGGCGCAUGAAAUUGCUGGCCUAAGAAAAGAAAGAUCUCAAGGCAAGUUUGUUCCGGACCCGCGGUUUGAGGAAGUGAAGGCCUUUGUAAGAAGUGGGGUUUUUGGUCCCUAUAACUAUGAGGAGCUCAUAGGAUCUUUAGAGGGAAAUGAAGGUUACGGUCGGGCAGACUACUUCCUCGUUGGCAAGGACUUCCCCAGUUACAUAGAGUGCCAAGAGAGGGUUGAUGAGGCAUAUCGAGAUCAAAAGAGAUGGACCAAGAUGUCGAUCUUGAACACAGCUGGUUCAUACAAGUUCAGCAGUGACAGAACCAUUCAUGAGUAUGCAAGAGACAUAUGGAAGAUUUCUCCACUAGUGCUAUCUUAAAAGGUUCUGUUUCUUUCCUUUUUCCCGUAAAAUUUGUUCUCCAACUCAUUACUAUUGUAAUUGCCAAAUGAGAUGGGAAGAUAGAAACAGGAGGUGAAAGUGAAUCUCGUAGCCUAUUCAAAAUUAAAGCUACAACCAGAGAGAGGUAUUUGAUUA